Molecule: messenger RNA, 732 nt
Organism: Pseudozyma flocculosa PF-1
Lineage: Eukaryota; Fungi; Basidiomycota; Ustilaginomycetes; Ustilaginales; Ustilaginaceae
Exons: 3
Coding region: 1-732 (243 amino acids)
Cellular component (GO): membrane
Source: RefSeq, a predicted model, not a curated record
AUGACACGGUGUACCUCCACGCCUCCAUUGCUGCCUCUGCUGGUAUGGAGUACGAUACUACACUGCCUCAUCGGCGGCGGCGGCGGGCGGGUGCACGCAUUCGGGACGGGGUGGCGACCUCUGUCGGAAUCGCAACCGUUCCGUCUGGGCGAUGGCAAGGCCGAGGGCGUCAAAGUGAAAGGGUACGAGGGCGAAUGGCCACUCUGGAGCGGCCUCCGUGCUGCUGCCUCCUCCUCCUCCUCCUCCUCCUCCUCCUCCUCGGCCGUCGCUCCCUCCGUUCCGGGUGGUACGACGCCCGUCGUCGAUGUGGGCGUCCCAGGGAAGGCGAAGGGAAAGGGAGAGGGGGGCGAGGCGACAUGGAAGUGUACCCCAGCGGGCGCAUGUCAGAAGUGUCCGGAUGAUGCCCGCCACCUCCCAUACUGCAGACCGUACGGCAACCGCCAACCACUCGUCUGCACAUCCGCAUCUGCGCCGUCGGCCGGCUCAGCAGCGACGACGACGAUACGGGCGUACGAGUCGUGCGGCAAGGUCGUGCAGGACGAGGCGCGGGACUUUUUGGAGUUUGUCAUGUCGACGGCCGUGAUUGCCGUCGUGGCCAUCACGGUGUUUGUGCAGCGCCAAAAGGUCCUCUUCCAGCGCCAGAACCAGCUCCUCUCUUUCCGCGUCUCGGGCACUCGAAGCGGUGGCGUCGGUGCCACGACAACGACGAGGAGCCGGAGAGCGGGCCUGUAG